CAGCUUUUUAGAAAUAUGAAAGCUCGCGCGGUUUUGACACGUCUUUUGCACACGCGUGGCAUUUUAAACAUUGUUUUGCGAGUAGGAUAAGGGAGUGAAGAGGGGUGAUAGGCGCUUGGCGGAUAACUGGGGUUUCUUCAGAUAAUUUCACCUUGAAUCGAAGGGAAAUGAGGGGGCAUUAUUCAGGUCCCCGCGCUGAUUGAUUACUUAUUAGUCAUCCUCUUUGGAUCCUGGGUCCAUUGAAAAGACAACGCGGAACACGCAAAUGAAUCAACUACUGCUGUUGUCCUUCAAACCUACCAGAAGACUUACUUUUGCCUAAAGAAGGGGGUAAGAAUGGUCGCGGCUUAACAUUAUAGGGGGACACAACAGCAUCGAUUCAUGAGUUCGUUUAGCGCGAACCCUCGCCUUGACAAGCGUGUUUAAAAGCAAAAAAAAAGGAAGAAAAACGGACUUUGGGAGCUCAAACAGAAUAUUGUAUCCGGCACAUUACAAAGUCACUUGGUUGUUUUAUUCGUUGUUCUUCGAGAUUUUGUCAGUGGGGAAAAAAAUAUGAAAGUUUGGACUUUUCUGCCCUGGCUCCCUUGCCUUUUCGUACUCGCCCUGUGCGUUGGGUCAGAGUGCGGGACUGUCUGGAAGAAGGGGCGAUCUAAAAGGGAGCUGGUGAAAAUAAAGGAAGCCAAAGCGACCUUCCCAGGGGCUUGUGCCACACGCCUGCCUCGGGGCAAGCGCUCCGUACCCGGCUUAGAUCGGCGGCUUCCCCGCCAACGUCGUCGCUCCUCUCAAGGUGAAGACAGCGGUUCUGGACAGGGAAACGCGGUUUAUUUUACCGGCAGGGGAGACCAACUACGGCUAAAGCCAGGUGUGGAGAUUCCGAGGGGGAAUUUUACUCUUGACAUGUGGGUCAAGCCAGAGGGCGGCCAGCGCUCGCCUACCGUUAUCGCAGGCCUUUUCGAUAAGUGCUUCUAUGCCUCGAGUGACCGUGGCUGGCUCCUGGGCAUCAAGACGGUCAGCGACCAGGGCAACCGAGACCCGCGCUUCUUCUUCUCUCUUAAGACCGACCGCGCGCACAAGGUCACCUCCAUCCACUCCAAUACCCGCUACCUGCCCGGUCACUGGGUCCACGUAGCGAUCACCUACGAUGGCGUGUACAUGACACUGUAUGUGGACGGGGCCCAGGCCGCUGUGAGCAGAGAACAGUCAGGAGACGUCUUCUGCUCUCUUACCAAGAAGUGUAAGGUGCUGAUGGUGGGUGGAAAUGCGUUGAACCAUAACUACAGAGGUUCGGUCGAGCGGGUCAGUCUGUGGCGACGAGCUCUCACCCAAAGACAGAUCAUAAGGGACAUGCACGGCCAUGAGGAUCUGCAGGACCAAACCGACCUGGUCAUCCGCGAGAAAUUUGAGCACCCAAUCCGAAAGUGGCUGGUGGUGAAGGACGGCAGCUUCCCGCAGCCUGACAACGGCCCCCGGCCCGGAGUUGGCUCUCUGGACACGACCCUGGAGCCCCCAGCCUGCGGCCAGACAGUGUGCGACAAUGUGGAGGUGGUGCGGAACUACAACCGUUUCUGGAGCCUCCGCCGGUCUAAAACGGUGCGCUACCGUGUGGUCAACGUGUUCGAUGAUGUGGGGCGGAGGCCCACGGUGACCGACCGGCAGAUCCACCUGCAGCAUCAGCACCUGAACGAAGCCUUCAGCCCGUACAACAUCACGUGGGAGCUGAGCAUCCACAACGUUAGCAACUCCUCACUCCGCUGCCGUCUGGUGCUGGCGAACUGUGACAUGAGCAAGGUGGGGGACGACGACUGCGACCCCGAGUGCAAUCACACUCUGACGGGCUUCGACGCCGGGUACUGCAAACCCAGAAGCCACUGUCCCCAAAACAAGCUCGGUAACGGUGUGUGUGACCCAGAAUGCAACUGGGAUAACUUUGGCUAUGAUAAAGAUGACUGCUGCAACCCCAACGUGACUGAUGUGACCAAGACCUGCUUCAACCCAGCCUCACAUUUAAGGGCCUACCUGGAUGUGAAGGAGCUGAAAGAGAUCCUGCACCUGGAUGGCUCCACGCACCUUAACGUGUUCUUUGCCAACUCCUCUGACGAGGACCUGGCCGGAGUGGCAACCUGGCCGUGGGACAAAGAAGCCCUGACACAUCUCGGGGGCAUCGUCCUGAACCCAUCUUUCUACGGCACAUUUGGCCACACCCACACCAUGAUCCACGAGAUCGGCCACAGCCUGGGCCUCUACCACGUGUUCCGCGGCAUCUCGGAGAUCGAGUCGUGCAACGAUGCGUGCCUGGAGACAGAGCCUUCACUGGAGACCGGUGACCUGUGUGCCGACACGAACCCCACGCCCAAGUACAAGCACUGCAGAGACCCCGAGCCUGGUAACGAGACAUGUGGCUGCCGCAACUUUGUCCAGACGCCGUUCAACAACUACAUGAGUUACGCAGAUGACGACUGUACAGAUUCCUUCACCCUGAACCAGGUGGCCAGGAUGCACUGCUACCUGGACCUCGUCUAUGCAACCUGGCAGCCCAACUACAAGGCCCCUCCUGUGGCUCUAGCGCCCCAAGUGGUGGACCAGGGGCAGGACGCCAUCACCGUGGAGUGGUUCCCUCCUCUCACGGGUCACUUCUACAACAGAGAAGUGGGAUCAUUGUGUGAUCGAUGUGCAGAAGGUGGAGUCUUUCUCCAGUACGCCUCCAACUCCUCCUCUCCACGGCCUUGCUCUCCCUCAGGCCACUGGAGCCCACGCGAGGCUGAGGGACCGCCCGAUGUGGAACAGGUGUGUGAGCCCAGCGUCCGCACCUGGAGCCCGCACAACGGCAUGGAACUGGGCUUGGUGCCGCCACCGUGCCCUCUGCAGGGCUGCAUGCUCCAACUGGAGUUUGCCCACCCAGUCGUGCCCGAAUCGCUCACCAUCUGGGUAACCUUCUGCUCCCCGGAGGAGACGGCCCUGCCUGCCAUCCACAACAUCAUGCUGCUGACGGUGGGUGGAAACAACCUCUCCCUGGGCCCCAGCUACGUGUUCUGUGACACACCCCUGAUCGUCAGGCUGCACGUGAAGGAGGAAGUGUAUGGUGUGCAGUUCUUCACCAUGGAGCAGCACCUGGAGGUGGACGCCACGCUGCUGGUCUCCAAGCCUGACUGCCCCCUGUGCAGGGACUGCCAACCUCUGCGCUACCGCGUCCUGCGUCAGCCGGCAUUCAGUCAUGCCCCGAAGGGCGUCGAUCUCGGUGACUCCAUGCGCAGAUACGUGGACAGGGACGUGGAGCGCGGGGCGCUGUACACCUAUCAGGUUCAGACCGUGUCCGGACGGGGAGAGAGCGAGCCCUCCCCCCCCCUCGUCCACCGGCUCGGCGUACCCUACUGCGGAGACGGAGUCAUCCAGAGAUCCCAUGGAGAGCAGUGCGACGAUAUGAACUCUCUGAAUGGGGACGGCUGCUCCAGCCAAUGCAAGAAAGAGGCUUUCUUCAACUGUGUAGACGAACCCAGCAUGUGCUACUACUACGACGGUGAUGGAUUGUGUGAGGACUUUGAGCGGGAGACGGGCGUGAAAGACUGCGGCCUCUACACUCCAAGCGGCUUCCUGGACCAGUGGGCCACGUCGGUGGAGGCCUCCCACGAGGAGAGGCUGUACUGUCCAGCAGACAUCGCCGCGGGUUACCCUGCCGUCACCAAGACGUGUCAGUCCAAGGUGUUCGACCUGUCUGACGGAGUUUCCCAGUAUGCCUGGUUUCCCUGUCGUGAGGCCCAGCCAAAGAUCUGGUAUCCCCGCUACUGGCUGAAGGCCUAUUUCUCGCACCCUAUGGUAGCCGCUGCAGUCAUCGUCCACCUGGCAGCUGACGGGACCAGCUUUCUCGAUCAGACACAGUGCAACAUCACCGUGCACUUGGUCGACACCAAGGAAAAGAUGCACAGCCUAGGUGACUGGCGGUUGAGCUGUCGGACCAACCCCCUGGUGAUCCCUGUGAGUCAUGACCUGAGCGUGGCCUUCUACCACACCAAGGCCAUUCUCCUGACCUUCCGCUGUGAGCUGGUGGCCAUCUCGGGCGUGGGCCUGCGUUCCUUCCAGUUCUUCGACCCUAUCACCAUCAGCAGCUGCCAGAGCAAUGAGAUCUACAAUCCCAUGGGCCAGAGUUGCGUUCAUUACUCCUGCGAGGCCAUUGACUGCCAGGAGCCGAAGGUCCGCAAUGCAGAGCUGAGGUGUAGCGGCGGGGGCAGCCACGGCGACGGCUACUUCAACGGGGCUCGCUGCAACGUCACCUGCAACAGCGGCUACGUGCUUCAGAUCCAACGGGACGAUGACCUCAUCAAGAGUCAGUCAGGAUCCAUGGUCACCAUCACCUGCACAGACGGCAAGUGGAACAAGCAGGUGUCGUGCGAGCCGGUGGACUGCGGCCUGCCCGACAAGUACCACGUUCACCCUGCCAGCUUCCACUUCCCAGAGGGCACCACCUACGGCAAGAAGUGCACCUUUCAGUGCAGGGAACCAGCUCAGCUCGUGGGCACUAACAACACGCUGACGUGCAUGGAGGACGGUCUGUGGUCCUUCCCUGAGGCGCUCUGUGAGCUGCGCUGCCCCGCCCCACCCCCUGUGCCCAACGCCGAGCUCCAGACCCUGCGCUGUACCGAAGCGGGCCUCAAAGUGGGCUCCCUCUGCAAGUACAAAUGCAAGCCCGGCUACCACGUCGCCAACAAGCCCAAGAGGCGGGCCUUUAAGAGGCAGUGCACGGAGGACGGCCGUUGGCUGGAGGGCUCCUGCGAACCCGUCACGUGUCCGGAGCCGCCGGCGGUCUUCCACGGAAUGUACCAGUGCACGGACGGCUUCCGCUUCGACAGCACCUGCUGGCUGCAGUGCCACGGGUCGGCCAACCGCACAGCGAGGCCGCCCGCCCCCUGCAAGCAGGGCCCUCACACCAACGUGAUCCGCUGUAGGAAGGACGGGAACUGGACCGGAACCUUCCGGAUCUGUCCUCAGCUGAAGGGCCAGUGCUCUCUACCUCAGAACCUGCACCCCAGCAUCCGGGUCGUCUGCAAGAAGGGAUAUGCCAUAGGAUCAGAGUGUGAGCUUUCAUGCCGGGACAUGAACAACGAUGUGGUCAUCCUCCCCGACAAUAUGACAGCUAGCAGUUUUCUGGAGCACCACUGGAUAAACCCACCCAAAGUCAUGCAUUUGGUGUGUACGAUGGGCCUGAAGUGGUACCCCCACCCCGAGCUCCUCCACUGUGUUCGGGGCUGUGAGCCAUUCCAAGGAGACAACUACUGCGAUGCAAUGAACAACAGAGCCUACUGCAAUUAUGAUGGAGGGGACUGUUGCAAUUCCACCGUCAAGACUAAGAAGGUGAUCCUGUUCCCGUCGUCGUGCGAUGUACGGAGUGAGUGCGCGUGCCGGGAUCCCAGCGCCACGGAGAACCGCAAAGGGGAGCAUGUGCACUCUUUGGGCUGACGGGGCGUGCCCUGCGCCCUCUCCAUGUGCCACAGACUGGGGUAGAGCAAGACAUUCUUCCAGACACGCUUCAAAAGUGUAGCUCUCCUGUCCCUGCCAUCGCAAUCCUCGAAGUCAACAUCUGCCUGCAAUCUUCCUUCCCUUUACGGAAGGUCUCACAUCCCCACAGGACCAGUGUGGGGGCAAGCAUAUACCCAUUUGUACUAAAGAAGGAAUGACCUCUCUCAUCACCCCUAGCAAAGAGUUUAGCUAAGAAAAAAAACAACCCCCCCCCAACAAAUUCUGGUUAGCAUGCCUUUCUAUGUCAGCUUUCAAUGUCAAUUUUGCUGAAAUGUUUUUUUUUGUUGUUUUUUUUGAGUUUUUUUAAGACCAAAGGUAAAACAACACACACAGAU
Messenger RNA from Electrophorus electricus (electric eel), 5843 nucleotides. RefSeq names its product pregnancy-associated plasma protein A, pappalysin 1a (gene pappaa). The record is from RefSeq and is a predicted model, not a curated record. Gene Ontology annotation, biological process: cell surface receptor signaling pathway; proteolysis. Lineage: Eukaryota; Metazoa; Chordata; Actinopteri; Gymnotiformes; Gymnotidae. Gene Ontology annotation, molecular function: metalloendopeptidase activity; protein binding.